UGGGAGGUUGGUACAGUGGAUUUAAAAAACAGGAGUUUAAACUUUUUGUCAUGCUUUCUUUUCAUAGCCAUCAAUGUCUGAAGUUACUUAUGCAGAUCUAAAAUUCCAGGACUCCAGCAAGAUAAAAUGUACUCAGAACUUUGACCAAGUUGGUGUAAAAGCACCUCCUGCUCCUUCCCAUGGGUGGCAUCAAAGAGACUUGGCUCUUAUUCUUCUGUGCCUUCUGCUGAUGACUGGAUUGGGCGUCUUAGGAAGCAUAUUUCAUAAAACUUCAAAGAUAGAAACAGAAAAAUUUAAAAAUCUACAAAAUCUCAAAGAAGAACUUCAGAGAAAUGUUUCUCUACAACUGACAUAUAAUAUGGAUAGUUUCAAGAAGAUCAGGAACCUCUCUAUCACACUUCAAGAAAUGGCCACCAAAUUAUGUUACGAGCUAUGUAGAAAAGAACCAGAGCAUAAAUGUAAACCUUGUCCAAAGGAAUGGAUAUGGCAUGAAGACCACUGUUAUAAACUAUUUAAAAAGUAUGACACAUGGCAAAAGAGCAACAUGACAUGUUCUGCUCACAAUGCCAGCUUGUUGAAGAUUAAGAGUAAAAGUGUACUGGAAUUUAUAAAGUCCCAGAACAUAUAUAACUAUUGGCUAGGAUUAUCUCCCAGAAAAACUUACACAAAGUACAAAAACUUGGAUGAGAUAUUUAUCUCCUCUGAUUGGUUUACAAGAAACACAAAUGAAUUAAAUGAUGGAAUGUUUUGUGGCUAUACAAGAAAUACAAAGUAUGUUUUUUAUGCUUCCUGCACUUCCUCAAAAGAUACUGUAUGUGAGAAGUUAGCUAAUCCAGUGAAGAUUGAGAGUACACUAAUGAAUGAAGAACCAGAUGGAAGCAUGUAGUUAGUGUAACUAUUUUGCCUCAGAUGUCCUGCAAGCAAAGGCAGCUUUAAAAGACAUACAUCUUGUGGACCACAAGAAUGGAACAAAAAUGCUAUGAACCUAAACUUCUAUCUCUUGCCUAACAAUUUACAUUUUCAAAUCUAUUCUUUCCCCUCAUUUUGUAAGUAAAAGAAACCUAAAGUGAGACCUAAAGUCAAAUCAUAUAAUUUAGAUAUAGUCCAGAUAAUAUUAAUCAUUGAUACAGAGUUUUGGGUGAGAAUACUGAAAAUGAAAGUAAUUUUUCCCUGUUUUUCCAGACAUAAACAAGGUAAAUACCAAC
Messenger RNA from Pteronotus mesoamericanus, 1205 nucleotides. It is a transcript of the gene CLEC12A, whose product is annotated as C-type lectin domain family 12 member A. Gene Ontology annotation, molecular function: signaling receptor regulator activity. The transcript is spliced from 7 exons. Bases 74 to 886 code for a protein of 270 amino acids. The record is from RefSeq and is a predicted model, not a curated record. Lineage: Eukaryota; Metazoa; Chordata; Mammalia; Chiroptera; Mormoopidae.